UCGACGAUUUUUAGCAAUAACUCGGCUCCAGCGCCACUAAAAAUUAUCACUAAAAUCGUUUCGGUCAUUUAGAAGUUAAGUCACCAGAAUAAGGGCCGGUUUCUCCAUGUCCGAUUAAUUGCUUAAUUAUUACUUAUUCGGAAGGUAGCAUAAAAAGCGUUUUCUCAAAGUCCGAUUAGGGCUCACCUGUCAGAUAAGUUGUGGUUAUUUUACCGCGAACAUUGGCUAUCGAUUAGCCGCUAAUCGAAAGAAAAAUUGACAGGUGAAUAUAGUACAAUAGUGCAUAAAAUUGUAUUUCACUACCAAUUAGAUAAUAAUAAAGAGUUAUAGUGUGUAUAAAAAAUGGAAAAUUUGGAACGCGCAGCCCAUCUAUCUGGUUUGAUUCAGAGACGGAUUAAUAAAGAACGAAAAUACCGCACCAAAACAAAUUUUUUUGAAGAGUAUGACGACGACACUUUCAUUUGCAGAUUUCGUAUCUCAAAAACAAGUGCUAAAUACAUUUUGAAGAAGAUAGAAACAAAAAUUCGGAGCCCCACUGAAAGAAAUCGAGCAAUCAGUGCAGCGGAAAUAUUGCUUCUAGCAUUGCGCUUCUACGCUUCAGGAAGCUUUUUGAUUUGUGUUGCUGAUUUCUGCGGAGUAAGCGUACCCAGUGCAAGUCGAGCAGUUAGCAAAGUUUCCAAAGCUAUCGCGGGACUUGCUCCAACAUUUAUUAAAAUGCCAAAAACAAGCACGGAAAGCGAAAGCGCGAAUCGUGCAUUUCAUCAAAUAGCGAAGUUUCCAAAGGUAGUGGGAUGUAUCGACUGCACUCAUAUCAGAAUCCAGUCCCCCGGUGGAGAAAAUGCCGAAAUUUUUCGAAACCGUAAAGGAUACUUUUCCAUCAAUGUGCAAGCUGUCUGUAAUGCAAAUUUGGAACUAACAGACCUUGUAUUCAGGUGGCCUGGUUCCGCACAUGACAGCAAUAUUUUCAGCAACAGUCGUCUGAAGCACCGAUUUGAACAAAAUGAGUUUAAAAAAUGUUUUUUAUUGGGCGACAGUGGUUAUGGAGUCAGCAACUACAUGAUGACUCCACUUUUACAUCCCAAUACUCCCGCUGAGAAACUUUACAACGAAUAUCAAUACUCGGAAUUGUAUUGAGAGGUGCUUUGGAGUAUGGAAG
Molecule: messenger RNA, 1156 nt
Organism: Rhagoletis zephyria (snowberry fruit fly)
Lineage: Eukaryota; Metazoa; Arthropoda; Insecta; Diptera; Tephritidae
Product: putative nuclease HARBI1
Source: RefSeq, a predicted model, not a curated record